This is a messenger RNA of Thermothielavioides terrestris NRRL 8126, 1435 nucleotides long. RefSeq lists its product as uncharacterized. Gene Ontology annotation, molecular function: L-malate dehydrogenase (NAD+) activity. Gene Ontology annotation, biological process: tricarboxylic acid cycle; malate metabolic process. The transcript has 3 exons. Lineage: Eukaryota; Fungi; Ascomycota; Sordariomycetes; Sordariales; Chaetomiaceae. The record is from RefSeq and is a predicted model, not a curated record. Gene Ontology annotation, cellular component: cytoplasm; mitochondrion. Bases 114 to 1124 code for a protein of 336 amino acids.
GUCGUCCAUCAUCCACUCAACCACUGCCGUUUCCUUCGUCUGCGUGCUGUUUUUCUCUCCACCUCUUCCGAAGUCGUUGUUUCACACCGGUCACUGUCGCUGCUGCCGUCAAGAUGUUCAUGGCCUCCCGCAUCCAGACCCGCGCCUUCUCGGCGUCGGCGAGAAACCUCUCCAAGGUCACCGUCCUCGGUGCCGCCGGCGGCAUUGGCCAGCCGCUGUCCCUCCUGCUCAAGCUCAACCCCAGAGUCACCGAGCUCGCCCUCUACGAUAUCCGCGGCGCCCCUGGCGUUGCCGCCGAUGUCUCGCACGUCAACACCAAGUCGACCGUCAAGGGCUACGAGCCGACCCCGACCGGGCUGGCCAACGCGCUCAAGGGCGCCGAGGUCGUGCUGAUCCCCGCCGGCGUGCCGCGCAAGCCCGGCAUGACGCGCGACGACCUGUUCAACACCAACGCGUCCAUCGUGCGCGACCUGGCCAAGGCCUGCGCCGAGUCGUGCCCCGAGGCCAACAUCCUCGUCAUCAGCAACCCGGUCAACUCGACCGUGCCCAUCUGCGCCGAGGUCUUCAAGUCCAAGGGCGUCUACAACCCGCGGCGCCUGUUCGGCGUCACCACCCUCGACGUCGUGCGCGCCUCGCGCUUCGUCAGCGAGAUCAAGAAGACCGACCCGGCCGACGAGAACAUCACUGUCGUCGGCGGCCACAGCGGCGUCACCAUCGUGCCGCUCUUCAGCCAGAGCAGGCACCCGGACCUGUCGUCCAACGCCGAGCUGAUCCACCGCGUGCAGUUCGGCGGCGACGAGGUCGUCAAGGCCAAGGACGGCGCCGGCUCCGCCACCCUGUCCAUGGCCAUGGCCGGCGCCCGCAUGGCCGAGUCGCUGCUGCGCGCCGCCCAGGGCGAGAAGGGCGUCAUCGAGCCCACCUUCGUCGACAGCCCGCUCUACAAGGACCAGGGCAUCGACUUCUUCAGCUCCCGGGUCGAGCUGGGCCCCAACGGCGUCGAGAAGGUCCUGCCCGUCGGCAAGGUCGACGCCGUCGAGGAGAAGCUGCUCGAGGCCUGCUUCUCCGACCUCAAGAAGAACAUCGAGAAGGGCAAGGAGUUCGUCGCCAAGAACCCGGGCAACUAAAUUUAGAUGCCCGCGGCGAAAUUAUACCGAUUUCUUUCGGCCUCAUGAACAUGACUUUCCAGCGAGCAUGUGCGAAGCCAAGAUAGAAAGCAAGCAUGCAGUUGCUGCGAAGAAAGGUGGGGGGUUAUGGAGCAGCUGGGACAACAACAGCUAACUUUGGCGCUGGCGUUUCCCGUGGCGGAGUUUAGAGACAAGGGCCGGUCUCUCCUUAGACAAGCACAUCACAAACCACAAGCGACAGCUUUGUGCCUUGUACCAUAGAAGCAAAGACGUGAAUGUUAAAAUGUACUGCUUAGCCUUGCUCUGCUCCG